AUGACAAGACUAAAGUAGCACUGUCAAUAAAAUAAAAUUAAAAAAAGACUCAAAAGUCAGAAAGCAAAGGAUGAACAAUUUUUCUAAGCGAUUAGUCGAUUACUAAGAAGUUUCAUCAUAAAUUCAAGGAAAUGCAAUCACUAAUCCACUUUUUGACACUAAUGUUUACUGCGUUUUGCCUAUUUAUGUGUCAAUAACAUUCACUGUUACUUGUAUUUACUUUCAUCUUUCUAGUUCAUCAGUACUAAUCUUUCUAGCUCAGCAAUACCCUUUGGUUAAGCACUGCAAGAAAGAAACCGAAGAAAGUAAUGAGAGACAGUGCGCCAAAAUCUUAAGCAAUUACAUGGGAUUCAGCAAAUUUAUAAGUUGGGUUGGAAGUUUGCUAUUCAGUAACUCUGCUCAAGUAUCUGGUGUUAAUGAUAAAGAGCUUGAGCAUGAUGACGAUCAGCCAGGAAACAAGAAAAGAAAAACAACUCAUGAAAGCAUGGUGAUUUAUGAUCACGAGCAAGGGUCUUCUUCAGCUUCCAGUUCCCAGCCCAUAUGUCACUCGGAUUGGCUAUUAUCUAAUGAUUCUUCUGUCUGUCAUAAGAAGUGGGCUCUGAAAUUCAAAACAAAUAGACUAUUUUCUCGAGCCCUUGAUGUUUGUAAAGAAGUUGAGCACGAUGAGAUUCAGCCAAAAAAGAUGCGAAGGCUGGAGGUUCAACACUGGUUAACUGCUGUAGAUAAAAUUAGAGACGAGGUUCAAAACAUAGCAACAGAUGAUCAGAGCAUAGAAAACUUCACUUCACAAGUUGAUGAACUGUUACAGUGGGGUCACUUUCCGCAUGGAUAUGUAUUGCAUGAUCAUAGCCCAAUACAACUUUUGCUCCCGUCAAAGAAUCCAGCAGGGAAAAUGUUUGCAUCGAAUACUGCAACUAUUCUUGAAUGGUUGAAAACUAAUGAAAGCUGCAUUAUUGGUGUGUAUGGGAUGGGUGGUGUAGGGAAAACUACUAUGUUGAGGUCGAUAUAUAAUGAGCUCCUGAAACAGGACACCUUUGGACGUCCUUAUUGGGUAUCUGUCUCGCAAAAUUGUGAUGAGCACAAACUGAGAAAUGAAAUUGCUCAAGAGCUUGGUGUGAUCCUCUCUGGAGAAGGUGAUGAUAGGAAGAGAGCAGCUAUUUUACACGAACGAUUAUCCAAAAUGAGCCCGACAGUACUUUUCUUAGAUGACAUGUGGAAAUGGAAUCCAUUCUUGGGAAAGGAUAUCGAAUUUCCUCUUAAAGACAGCUGUUGCAAGAUCAUUUUAAGCAGUCGUUCAUCUAAAGUGUGUCAAGAAAUGGGAUGCAAAGACUUUACCAUCAAGGCAAAAGUUCUGCCGGAAGGUGAGGCUUGGAACUUGUUUGUUGACAAGCUUGGACAUUACAACACACUUACAGAAGAAGCAAAAGGAAUCGCAAGAUCAAUAGCCAAAGAGUGUGGUGGUUUGCCACUUGCAAUUGCUACAAUGGCUCGCAGUAUGACUGAGGUGGUUGAUGUCCGUGUAUGGAAUGAUGCUCUAAAUGAGCUGAGACAAUCUUCUUGUGAGCAGAGUGACAUGGAAGAACACGUGUUUUCAGUAUUAAAGUACAGUUACAAUCGCCUUAAUGACCAAAGGCUGCAGAAUUGCUUCUUAAGUUGCAUACUUUAUCCUGAAGACAAGAAGAUAAAAAGGGAGGAGAUAAUAUAUGAAUGGAUUAUGGAAGGAUUGCUGGAUGAUGCAGGGAGCAGAUCAAAGCAGCUGAACAAGGGCCAUACAAUCUUGAAUAAACUGAUAAACUCAUGCUUGUUGGAAGCAUGCACUGCUUAUGGUUCUGAAGGUGUUAAGAUGCAUGAUUUGAUGAGAGAUCUGGGUAUUAUGAUCACAAAAGGAUAUCCUUGUUUCAUGACAAAAUCAGGACUUCGACUGCUGGAAGUACCAGAAGAAGACCAGUGGAGCAAAGAUCUAGUGAAAGUUUCAUUAAGUUGGAAUGAUAUCAGUGAAAUUCCAUGUGGUGUGGCACCUCUGACACCAAAUCUUACAUUGCUCAAGCUCAAUAAAAAUCCUCUGACAGUGAUCCCAAAAUCAUUCUUUCUGCACAUGCCAGCCCUCACAGUUCUUAAUUUAUCUAGAACUAAUAUUCAGAGGUUACCAGAUAGUGUUUCUGAUUUGGAAAAUCUAAGGGCUCUUCUACUUGAUUCGUGUGACGAGCUAACAUAUGUGCCAUCUUUAGCAAAGCUUUCAAAAUUGAGGGUACUGGAUCUAAAAUAUGAUAUAAAGCUUGCAGAAGCGCCAAAGGGAAUAGAAAGAUCGAAAUGUCUAGAAAAGGUAAGCUAUUGGCCAUGGGAUAUAUCUGACAGCCCUGGCUUUAAUAAGCUUAUUCAAUCUUUACCUUCAUCAUUAAGUUGCUACAGAUUCUGUCUUCAUGACCCGAAAUUGUUCAAAACCACUUAUUUUUAUGGUUGUCUGAAGGAUUGGAAUCAUAAAAAUUUUUGGGUGGAUGAGAAUAUAGUGUUUGUAGCUGGGGCAGAAAUAGGAGAUGACAAAACCACUUAUUUGCUCCCAACAACAAUCGAAAAGCUGGAGAUACUUGAAUGUAAUGUGAACAGAAGAAAUCUGGGAGAUGUUUUUCCUACCUUGGGUGUGGCAAUAGACUUGAGGGUAUUGUCUGUAAGUUCUUGCAAAGGGUUAAAGUACAUAUCAUCACCAUCAUCAUUAAUUGCAGGGGAUAUUAAUCUUUAUGAUCUGCCUGAUUUGAGAGGGAUAAUAGAAUUCGGAGGAUGCUCUUUUUCCAAGCUUCGCCGUCUAGUAAUAGAAUUUUGUCCAAAAAUAAAAGUCAUCUUUCCCCUCAUGGAGAAGCAGCUUUCUCUUCCAAAUCUGGAAUAUUUUGUGGUGUCAAAUUGUGAGGAGUUAGAGGAGAUAUUUGAAUCCAACUCCGUUCUUGCUCUUCCUAAUUUGGUUUAUUUAUACAUAGGUUUCCUACCAAAGUUACGAAGACUUUUCAUGAACCUGCAUCUUUGUACUUUGCUAGAAAAGCUUUGUGUGUGGGACUGCGAAGAGUUGGAAGAGAUAUUCGAGAGCAGUGGCAGUAGUAGCUCAUCAUCUACAACUUCACAGAGUGAGACAGAGACACUAGUAGUUGAUCCCAUGAAUGCUUGCAAUCCACAACCCAACCUUAUCUCUGCUCUCUUCAGAUUGCAGGAAAUAAGUUUGGGAAAUUUACCAAAGUUGGGAAGCAUUUAUAAGGACCUGCACCUGUGUACUUCUUUGCAACAGCUUGAAUUCAUGGAUUGCCCGAAGAUAGAGCAAAUAUUCGGAGCACCCAAAUUUGUACUUGCUCUCCCUAAUUUAUGGAGGCUAAAAUUACUGAGGCUACUGAAUCUGAGCAGCAUACAUAGAGGGCUACUCCUCUGCACUUCUCUAAGGUAUCUCAAUGUAGAAGGUUGUUUAAAGCUGAAGAGGGUGCCAUUGUCCCACCACCUAAUUUGUGAUGGCUCAUCGUCUAGUUUACUUUCACUGCCCUCUAAGUCUGACAACCCGGAGUUGUGGGAGCUCUUACAGCGCAACUACUCUGAGGAUGCGCGUCUCCUAUCUGAUUUUAUACGAGAUCAUGCUGAACUUCAAGAAUGUAAUCAGAACCAGUUGAAGCUGAAAAGAAAAUGGAGCGACCCUGAUGAUAAUGCUUGUGCUUUCACUGAUUAUGUCAAUCAAGUUUCACUACCACCCUCCCUUCAAACUGUAGGUGAUGAUGAUGAAGAUGAACAAAAUGAUCAAAGGAAAUGGGGUGCAUCCUUAUCCUUAUUUCUCCCUCUUGUUAGUUUUUGACAUUUAAUUUGUAAAUUAACUUUGUUAUAUGCGUUUGGAACUUAAUGUGCAUUUGGAA
Chenopodium quinoa (quinoa) is the source of this 3878-nucleotide messenger RNA. Its product is annotated as probable disease resistance protein At4g27220. Lineage: Eukaryota; Viridiplantae; Streptophyta; Magnoliopsida; Caryophyllales; Amaranthaceae. The record is from RefSeq and is a predicted model, not a curated record. Bases 344 to 3820 code for a protein of 1158 amino acids. Gene Ontology annotation, molecular function: protein binding; ADP binding. The transcript is spliced from 2 exons.